UGUCGGACAAUUCGGAUGGCUUAGACCAAGUACAUGUAGAAAAUGCUUAAACUGUUUCUUACAUCAGUAGCCGUAGCACUAAUUUAUUUUAGUCAGGCUGAUUCAAGCAGUGGGCUUGAAUUGGGAGCGGUGAAUGUCUUUUCUCGAAAUGUGACAAGUUGGAAAAAUAUAACUAAAGAGGUGUCCAUUGAUACUUUCACUUAUACUUAUUGCAGCUUAGGAAAGCAAUGUCGAAAGAAAAGUGGAACAAGACACGAAUCCCAACAUUUUAUCAUUGCCACAGUGGAAACGGAAUUAUACUGUCGUCCUGGAUUCUACCAAACCGGAAAAAGCUGUGAAGAUGAUUGCGUAGAAACUAAAAAAGCAUACAGGGUCUGCUCUCCCGAAUUGGAUCAAUGUUGUCAGAAUGGGGGAACAUGUCUCAAUACCAACUACAAUAUAACCUGCAACUGCUCCGACGGUUGGAUUGGUGAUUACUGCAGUGAGCGCUGUCCAGUAAAUUUCUACGGUCCAAGAUGCAGCCUAGAAUGUCCGGCUUGCAGUAAUGGUGGUACAUGUGAUCCAGUUAAAGGGCAAUGCGAUUGCUCGCCCGGCUGGACUGGACCAACUUGUGAUGAGAAGUGUAGCACGGGAUGGUAUGGAAAAGACUGCGCUCUUGAUUGCAAGAGCUGCACCUUGGAUGGUGGUCAAUGUCAUCAUAUAACAGGUGAAUGCGAGUGUGCACUGCCAUUUGGAGGACUAUUCUGUGGAGACAUCUGUCAUGAUGGCGAUAAUGUACAAUGUGGCUGGUUCCCAGACUGUUGUCGCAAUGGAGCUACGUGUGACCAAACUGGCAGUGAGAGUAGAUGCAAAUGUCCGCCUGGCUACUUGGGGAAAUUUUGCGAAACACGCUGUACAGGUUUAUGGGGAGAUGGAUGCCAUCGUAGGUGCUUAUGUAAUAAUAAUGCAACGUGUGACCCAACAACAGGGGAGUGUGAAUGCACUCCUGGUUCGUCUGGCAAAUACUGUCAAGAAAGUUUAAAGCCAGCGAUUGGCUCUUUAAAAUGUCCAGUCAAUUGCAGUAAGGAUUAUGGUUGUGACCAAGAUGGACAUUGCUUAUGUCCAUCAAAUUCCACAUGGAGUGAAGACACGUUAUCCUGCCUCCGGAUUGCUGAAAAUAUUCAAACAUCUGCAAUUACAAAAAGGCCUGACAACUUUGGUAAGACAUCACAGUUAUUUUAUAUAUUUUGCUUUUAUUUGUUACCGUCCACCUAUUAUUAUCUUACUUAA
Molecule: messenger RNA, 1269 nt
Organism: Anneissia japonica
Lineage: Eukaryota; Metazoa; Echinodermata; Crinoidea; Comatulida; Comatulidae
Product: multiple epidermal growth factor-like domains protein 10
Exons: 5
Coding region: 43-1269 (408 amino acids)
Source: RefSeq, a predicted model, not a curated record